Molecule: messenger RNA, 1743 nt
Organism: Kuraishia capsulata CBS 1993
Lineage: Eukaryota; Fungi; Ascomycota; Pichiomycetes; Pichiales; Pichiaceae
Exons: 1
Coding region: 1-1743 (580 amino acids)
Source: RefSeq, a predicted model, not a curated record
AUGUCCGCUGCUAAUCCGCAAAUAGACGACUUUCUUUCCAGGGUGAAAGAGCUGGACAUUGAUAGAGUGCGAGAGGAUACGUUGCGUCGGCAGAAGCUAGAGCAGGAUAUUGCACUCAAGAAGAAGAAAUUAGGAGACCAAGGAUUGAAGAAGGUGCCAUUUGUACCUGCGAAGUCCGUUCAUUUAGCGAAGUUGAAUAUUUCACACACAAACACUGCACCCAAAUCAGAUAUACAGUUGAUCAAUCUGAGAGCCAGAGAAGAUGGAGAUGAAAACAAUCGCGAGGCUUUUGAGCAGCCAGUUCAAAGAUUUGAGAAAACCGUCAAAGAUCCUGUUGUCUCCUCAAAAUCGGGGUCGAAUGGCCCUCAGCCUGUCAAGCUGGAGGAUGUGUUGAAUGAACCAAAGCGAACAGACAUCAGGUUCAACAAAUCGUACACUCCAAUUCACCACCCAGAGAAGGAAAUUCCUAAGAGAAACACCCCGAUAACAACACCAUCAUCAAAGGAGUCAAGUCAGUCGACAUCGUCUUUCACUCCUCACAAACCAUCUCUUCCCACCAGAACUCUGAAUUCAACUUACAUUCCAUUGCCUAACUCAAUUGCAGCUAUUUCAGCUACAGCUGCGGCAAAGGCACCGGCUCUGAUGAGAACAAGUGAUGAUCCAGAUAUUUCCUCGACUGCUAAGGUCUCGAGCUCCUCCAACUACAUCCCCAUGCCCAGUUCUAUUGCAGCCAUGUCUGCAACGGCUGCGGCCAAGGCCCCUGCACUAAUGAGAACCACUGACAAGUCUGUUGGGGAACGUGCUCGUGGUCUGGAUUAUACUGCUAAGUUUUUUGCACAACCUGGGGAGAAGCCAGGCGAAGUGCCAAGUGUUUCCCACACUUCUCACGUCCCAGCAAGCUCUAUAACUAGUGCGAAGGCAAGACCAAUUGUUCCGAAGAAACCCGAGAUAGAUAUCAGGGCAAAAUCACCUGCUAUUGCUCACAAAGCUUUUACAAAAAGCAGUGCUGAAAUCCCGGAAGCAUUGAAAGCUGCAGCCAAACUUAGAUCACCAUCUCCAAUCCUUAAAAAAGAGACGCAACAACCAGAAGCACUGAAUCGUUUACAAAACCUCAACCGGUCUUCUCCGAUUAGGAAGGCUUCAGAAGAAGUCCCCGAGGCCCUCCGUUCAAAGCUGAGACCUGCUGUUCCGGUAAAAAAACCUGAUCUGGUGUUGCCAGAUGCCGUGGCUAAAGCAAACAGCAUCAUGAAGAAGUCUACUGGAAGUUACGAGCCUGUGAAGCGUAACGACUUCGAAAAAAAUAACGAAACUCUUCUCAAGAAUUCGCUCGCUGGUUUAAGAAGGUCACAGACAACACAACCGGAUCUUCCCGAAAGAAAACCCCCAGUCUCUGCUUCAACGUUUCCUGCUUCGUUCCCACAUAUGGUGAGAUUGCCCUUCAUGGACCCUAAUGCGGCACCUCCUAUUAUCCAUAACACCGCCGCUCCCACCCAACGCGUCAUAUCAAAAACCGACGCUCCUCAAAAACUGAACCAUGUGACGAAAGCCAGGUCCAAGGGUCCAAAAAGGCGACUUCCCGCUAACAUCAGCAAUGAUUCCACAUCUAGCAGUACAAGUACUGCCAGGCGGCCAGUCACUCCGGUGCCAAGUAUUCCUGUCAAGGUGAUUGUCAAACCGAAGAAGAUUCCUCCACCAAUAAGGUCGUCUUCCAGAAAAGUUUCCACCAGUGAAGUGUUUAUAUAA